UAUUAUUAUUUUGCUCCCACAACAACAAAGCCUCUUGCUUUACCUUUCCUUUCCUUUCCUCUCCUCUCCUCUUCGAAAUUAUACUCCUCCUUCUCUCCACCAAAGAAAUUCUAUCUUUCCUCCUCUUUUAUUUUCUAACAAUUCUCAAACUUUUCUUGAAAUCCUCACACACACUCAGAACUCUGUCUGUUCAGUAUCAUCAUCUAGUGUCCACUUGAGCUUGGCUAGUCAGAAAAAUCCAUUGCUAGCAAAUAAACAAAUAUUCUUUCAUCUUGGUAUUUGUGAAGUACUUUUUUUUUUCUUUUACUUGCCACACUGAAUUAUGCAACUAGUGUUUUUGGUUAACACAUGAUUUAGAGGGUAAGAAACUUUAAGCCAUGAAGUUCAUGAAACUUGGAUCUCGUCCAGAUACUUUCUACACUUCUGAGUCCAUAAGGUCAAUCUCUUCUGAAGUUUCUAGUGACCUCAUAAUUCAAGUAAGGGAAAGUAGAUAUCUUCUUCACAAGUUUCCUUUGUUGUCAAAAUGCUUAUGCCUGCAAAGAUUAUGCUCAGAAUCACCUCCAGAUUCAUCUCAUCACCAAAUAGUUCAGCUUCCUGAUUUUCCUGGUGGAGUUGAAGCAUUUGAGAUGUGUGCUAAGUUCUGCUAUGGAAUCACCAUUACUCUAAGUCCUUACAACAUUGUAGCUGCAAGAUGUGCUGCUGAGUAUCUCCAAAUGACUGAGGAAGUUGAGAAAGGAAACUUGAUUCACAAGCUUGAAGUUUUCUUCAAUUCUUGCAUCCUCCACGGAUGGAAGGAUACCAUUGUGAGUCUUCAGACCACAAAAGCGCUGCAUUUGUGGUCUGAAGACUUGGGAAUUACGAGCAGAUGCAUUGAAAUUAUUGCGUCGAAAGUGUUGAGGCACCCUACGAAGGUGAGUUUGUCGCAUAGUCAUUCUAGAAGAGUUCGAGAUGAUAUAUCUUGCAAUGAUACAGAAAGUUUGAGAACCAAAUCAGGAAGCAAAGGGUGGUGGGCUGAAGAUUUAGCAGAACUUAGCAUAGAUCUUUAUUGGAGAGCAAUGAUAGCAAUCAAAUCUGGUGGCAAGGUUCCUUCAAAUUUCAUCGGCGAUGCGUUGAAAAUUUAUGCAUCUAGAUGGUUACCAAAUAUUUCCAAGAACGGAAAUAGAAAGAAGAAUGUUUCGCAGGCUGAGUCUGAUUCAGACUCAGCCAGCGAAAAGACUUCAAAGCAUAGACUGCUCUUGGAGUCAAUAGUAAGCUUGCUACCAACCGAAAAAGGCGCUGUUUCUUGUAGCUUUCUUUUGAAACUCUUGAAAGCUUCCAAUAUUCUCAAUUCUUCUUCAUCUUCAAAGAUGGAAUUAGCAAGAAGGGUAGGACUUCAAUUGGAGGAAGCCACAGUGAAUGAUCUAUUAAUACCUACACUUUCUUAUACAAAUGAUACUGUCUAUGAUGUCGAGUUGGUGAUGACUAUAUUGGAACAGUUCAUGUUACAAGGACAAAGUCCACCAACAAGUCCUCCAAGGUCCUUGAAGACCUUUGAAAGGAGACGGUCUCGAUCGGCCGAGAAUAUUAACUUUGAAUUACAAGAGAGUAGGAGAUCCUCUUCAGCUUCUCACAGCUCAAAAUUGAAAGUGGCAAAGCUUGUUGAUAGAUACCUUCAAGAAGUCGCAAGAGAUGCGAAUUUUUCAUUGUCUAAAUUCAUCGCUCUUGCCGAUAUUAUACCAGAAUUCGCAAGACACGAUCAUGAUGAUCUCUACAGAGCCAUCGACAUUUAUCUCAAGGCUCAUCCAGAACUCAACAAGAGUGAAAGGAAAAGAUUAUGCAGAAUCCUCGACUGCAAAAAACUAUCAAUGGAAGCAUGCAUGCAUGCAGCACAAAACGAGUUACUCCCUUUAAGAGUUGUUGUGCAAGUUCUCUUCUUCGAACAAGCUAGAGCAGCAGCAUCAGGUGGCAAAGUAACCGAAUUACAAACCAAUAUCAAAGCAUUGCUUACAACACACGGUAUCGAUCCAUCAAAACACACAGCAGCACAGUUAAGCACUACAACAAGCAUUCAAGGUGAGGAUAAUUGGAGUGUCCCCGGCUUCAAGUCACCGAAACUAAGGUCGACAACUCUAAGAAUGAAACUAGCCGAAGAUCAUGACGAGUUCACCGAAAAUGGUCUGGUGAAUGACGGUGGAAUCGGAAGAAACUCUAGAUUGAAGUCUAUUUGUGCUCUUCCUACACAACCAAAAAAAAUGCUUAGAAAACUAUGGUCUACCAAGUGAAUGAGUUUUGAGUUAUGUCAGUUUUUUUUAGGAGAAUCCAAGAAUCUCUUAAUGUAUGUGCAUUGUUGAUGUAACCUAUAACAAUAAUAAUAAUAAUAAUAAUUUUGAAGCAAAAUCUCUUUGGUAAUAAUAAUUUCUUCUCAUGAAAAGUUGAUAUAGGAAUAGGAAUCUUAGGUGUCAGUGACAAACAAUGGGGCCAAUGGUUCUGUGUUUGUCUACAAAUCUGCAACACUCAUGUCUUGACAAAAAAAUUCGUAUUUUCAUGUGUCUGUGACAUAUAAUUCAAUACUGUAAUAGUAUCUGAUUACAUUUGUCUUAUAUAUUUGUAUCUAUAGACCUUAAGGAAUUAGUAUUAACCUAUUAUUAACUUUUUGAA
Molecule: messenger RNA, 2637 nt
Organism: Vicia villosa (hairy vetch)
Lineage: Eukaryota; Viridiplantae; Streptophyta; Magnoliopsida; Fabales; Fabaceae
Product: BTB/POZ domain-containing protein At1g67900
Exons: 4
Coding region: 378-2261 (627 amino acids)
Source: RefSeq, a predicted model, not a curated record